Molecule: messenger RNA, 1212 nt
Organism: Olea europaea var. sylvestris
Lineage: Eukaryota; Viridiplantae; Streptophyta; Magnoliopsida; Lamiales; Oleaceae
Product: L-ascorbate peroxidase 3
Exons: 9
Coding region: 82-942 (286 amino acids)
Biological process (GO): hydrogen peroxide catabolic process; response to reactive oxygen species; cellular response to oxidative stress
Molecular function (GO): heme binding; peroxidase activity
Source: RefSeq, a predicted model, not a curated record
UUUUUAUGUGCUAGUCGUUUUUCAAAUUAUCCUAUCUCAUCGUAUCAUCGAACUCUCAGAGGUGCGAUUUUCAGAAUUCCAAUGGCGAAGCCUAUAGUCGAUGCGGACUACCUUAAGGAAAUCGAAAAGGCCCGCCGUGAACUCCGCGCUCUUAUCUCCAACAAAAACUGUGCCCCUAUCAUGCUUCGCUUAGCGUGGCAUGAUGCGGGGACGUAUGACGUGAAUACGAAGACCGGAGGUCCUAAUGGUUCGAUUCGCAACGAGGAGGAGUACACUCAUGGCGCUAAUAGUGGAUUGAAAAUUGCUCUCGAUUUUUCCGAACAAGUAAAGUCCAAAUGUGGAAAGAUUACAUACGCAGACCUAUACCAGCUCGCUGGUGUUGUUGCUGUUGAGGUAACUGGGGGCCCCACAAUUAACUUUGUUCCUGGUAGAAAGGAUUCAAAUGUUUCUCCUAGGGAAGGGCGACUUCCAGAUGCUAAAAAAGGUGUGCCACAUCUGAGGGAGGUAUUUUACCGGAUGGGUUUAUCUGACAAGGACAUUGUGGCACUAUCAGGUGGCCAUACCCUGGGAAGGGCGCAUCCUGAAAGAUCAGGUUUUGAUGGGCCUUGGACUAAAGAGCCAUUGAAAUUUGACAAUUCAUAUUUUGUGGAACUACUCAAGGGGGAAAGUGAAGGGUUGCUUAAACUACCAACAGAUACAGCUUUACUGGAGGAUCCUGAGUUUCGUCGUUAUGUUGAGCUGUAUGCUAAGGAUGAAGAUGCCUUCUUUAAAGAUUAUGCAGAAUCUCAUAAGAAACUUUCAGAACUAGGGUUCACUCCAUCUGGUUCAAAGGCAAUUGUAAAAGAUGGCACUGUACUGUCUCAAAGUGCUGUUGGAGUUGCUGUUGCUGCAGCUGUGGUGAUCCUGAGCUACUUAUAUGAAGUCAGAAAAAAGAUGAAAUAAAUUGGGACAUCAAUCAUCUUUUCCACACAUUUGAAGCUAAUUCUACAUUAAUCAUAAAACAGAUCUGGGCUCUGCCCUGGAGCACAGUAAUUCGUAUUUGAAAUAACACACUGAGGCUAUAUGUGGAAAGUAGAUGAAUCAUGAAUUAGCGGAAAAUUGUGGAAACUUCUUGAUACAUAUUGAAAUAAAUAUUGUAUUGUUGGGAUGAAAUAUAGAUUGGCUUAUGUUUUACUACUAUGUGCUAAUCAAGGAAGUUCAUUUCAGAUGGGA